CUGCAGUGGAAUUCAAAUGCAGCCGUCCAGUACGGGAGACAGAGAACUGGAUGCCGAGGGAACCGGUAUACGUUAUAUCUCGUCCAUGUAAUCUUCCCGAAGCAUCGUUCAAGAAGGUCCCGGUACAAAAGGAUUCCUCUCUCGACCUCCUUUAUCCUAUCUGACGUCCUUGUGAAAUGGCCUCCCUUCACGGCUCGAAGUUAACUGAUUUGACGGGUCGUGUCGCCCUAGUCACGGGCGGGGGGACCGGAAUUGGAAAUCUUAUUGCAAGAGGUUUAGCAGCAAAUGGGGCCAAGGUAUACAUCACCGGUCGACGGAAGGACGUCUUAGAGAAAGCUGCUGCACAAGCGCAGUCGCAAGGCUUGCAGGUUAUCCCUCUCCCACUGGAUGUGACGGAUAAGGACUCUAUCCGCGCUGGCGUGACGACCCUCAAGGAAAAGGAAGGGAAAUUGCAUAUCUUGGUCAACAAUGCUGGUGCAGCAGGUCCCGUCUCCAUGUUUGCCGCCAAUCCAUCCGCGCCGGAGCGCAAGGACACUGAGACCUUCGGUCGAGCUCUUUUCGAGCAUCAAACCUUCGAGCAGUGGAAAGACUUGUAUCAACUCAAUGUAGCCUCUGCAUUCUUCGUUACGAGCGCCUUCUUAGGCCUCUUGGAGAACGGGGCUCAUGAUGUCGGUGAAGGCGAGACGUCGAGCGUCGUCAACAUCUCGAGCGGGUUGGCUUCGACGCACCUAAAUAUAGGAAUGUACUGCUAUGGCGUAACCAAAGCGGCGCUCAAUCACUUGACGGGUUCCCUGGCUACCGAAUACACUCUGUUGAAGAUCCCCGUCAGAGUAAACGCUAUCGCAGCCGGCUACUUCAUUUCAGAAGCCACUCCCCCGGAGCUCGAACACCUCGUCAGGAGCGGCUUGGCCAUGCCUGGAACUGUCUCUCCAGCGCCAACAAAACGGCCGGGAAAGGAGGAGGAGAUGACGAUGGCAGUCCUCUCUUUGGUGGCAUCAGCUAACUAUAUAAAUGGCCAAGUCGUGACUGUGGAUGGAGGGUUUAGUCUUGUCAACCCAUAGAUGUUCCAAGAGGGGCACUAUUCUUGUCUAGAAGCGUUUCUACCACCACUUUUCUGCUUGUAUCAUAAACCAAGCUAUGCGACUCAUCUGAUGGAAUGAUUGGGCAAUAGGCGAUUCGCUGACUUUUUGACGCUG
Molecule: messenger RNA, 1196 nt
Organism: Gloeophyllum trabeum ATCC 11539
Lineage: Eukaryota; Fungi; Basidiomycota; Agaricomycetes; Gloeophyllales; Gloeophyllaceae
Product: NAD P-binding protein
Exons: 6
Coding region: 177-1061 (294 amino acids)
Source: RefSeq, a predicted model, not a curated record